AUGUCGAACUCGGCCUGGUUGUCUGAUGCUACUGCGAGUUGCAGCUCCCACUCAUUUGGUCCUGCUAGCUGCGAUGGCAGCUUCGAUUUCACCUUACUGUUUGAACAAACAAUUUUGUCAAUCGCUCCUUCCGUCAUAUUUUUGUGCUGUUUACCCGUGAGCUUAUUCAAAUUACAUCGAGCGGCGCCGAAGUUUAACGCGUCUUACAUCCGAAUAUUGAAGCUCAUCAUUGCAUCUCUUCUUGUGGCUACGCAGAUAUGCCUGUUGGUACUCUGGGCGACUCGGGCCGCUUCAAAAACCUCGGCGACACUACCUGCCGUAUGUCUUGGACUCGUUGUAUCUCUGGCCGUGGCCGACCUCUCAUCACGGUCGCAUGUGCGAUCACUCCGGCCAUCUUCACUAUUGAGCGUUUACCUACUGUUCUCUUGUUUGUUUGAUGCGGCUCAAGUACGCACGCUAUUCACGAGUUAUGCCGACCGAGUCAUCCCAAGCCUGUUGUCCGUGUCAAUCGCUCUGAGACUAAUGUUGUUGACGAUUGAGUGCCGGAACAAGAGACCUUGGCUAUAUUCUCAAUACAGGACUCUACCUCCAGAGGCCACCGCUGGAGUUGUGAGCAGGAGUAUAUUAUGGUGGCUUAAUCCACUGUUCCUGAAUGGUAUGCGAACUCUGUUCAGUCAGAAUCAGUUGUAUGCUAUCGACCCGGAUCUAGAGUCUCGGAAAAUCGGCCAUGAACUGGAGCGCAUCUUCGAGAAAGAGUGUCACAGGUCUCAAAAGAACAGCAACUCGUCAUCUGCUCCUUCUUCAAUCUGGAGCCUGCCCAGAGCUUGUCUACGCUGUUUGUGGACCAGUAUCGCGGCCAUGAUUCCGACUAGACUAGCUUUGGUUGGAUUUACGUAUGGUCAAACCUUUCUGUUUACUCGCGCGAUCGACUAUCUCGGUCAGCAAAGGGACGCUAGCGACAGAAAUACUGGUUAUGGAGUCAUCGCUGCGACUUUCAUCAUUUACGUUGGCAUAGCUGUAUCCACUGCACUUUACCAACAGCAGAUAUCCCGGAUCAUGACCAAACUGAGAGGUGCUCUGAUAUCGAUGAUUUACAGUCGAAUUCUCGUUAUCUCUGAUGGUGCUAGCAGGGAUGGUGCUGCACUGACUUUGAUAUCUAGUGAUGUUGAUAUCAUCAUAAGAGUUCUUGGAGAACUCAAUGAGUCCUGGGCUAGGUUGAUUGAAGUUGCGGUCGGUAUCGGGCUUUUGUCCCGACAAGUCGGCGCGGUAUGCGUCGUUCCCAUAAUCCUCACAGUCGCCUCUACUCAGGCACAGGGCUGGGUGUCCAAGCGUAUUGGAUCAAGACGAAGAGACUGGAAUACCGCGACUCAAAAGCGGGUCAACACUACGGCUGCGGUGCUUAGCUCCAUUCAGUCGGUCAAAAUGUCAGGCCUGAUGAAUCAAGCUUCGGCAUUACUUCAUUCGAUGAGACUGAGCGAGUUGAAGAUGCUCGCUUUGCUAUCUCGAUUCAUCAUUGGGCUGAACGCAAUUGCCGUGGUACCAUCCAUAUGGUCACCUGUGUUGACAUUUGUAGUCUACGCCAUCAAAGCACGCAUUGACGGCUCAGCUGGGCUGGACAUAUCGCAAGCCUUUACCUCGAUGGCUCUCCUGAACCUGGUCACCACUCCGACUGCAAAACUGCUCACAAUUAUGCCAUUGUGGGCCCAAGCGCUGGGAUGCUUCGAACGAUUGCAAAAAUAUUUCGAGCUCCCCAUUUACGACCCUCGAUCCUUGUCAAGCGCCUCGAACAAUGACGUUUGUGACACAGGCAUAGAGAUGACACCACUUCAGCCGCCAGGUGUACGGGAAAAUACUGUUACAUGUGCUAAUGUGGAUGUGGCAUUGUCGACUGAAGGGCCAGCAAUCCUGAGGGAUAUUACCUUCGAGGCAAAAUCAGGAUCUCUGACCGUCAUCACAGGUCCAACUGGAUCUGGCAAGACAACUCUGUUGAAGACCCUCCUCGGCGAAACCCAUCUCCUCAAAGGCCAGAUGUCUGUCUCAUCAAAAAGUACAUCUUACUGCGGUCAGAUACCUUGGAUGACAAACACGACCAUCAAGGAGUUCAUUGCUGGCCCAAAAUUCCCGAACAUCGAUUCCUGGUACAAUCUGGUGGUCUAUGCUUGUGAUCUUGCCAAGGAUAUCGCAGGUAUGCCAGACGGAGAUGACACCCGACUCGGCAGCAAAGGUUUUUCACUAUCUGGAGGGCAAAGGGCCAGACUUGCACUUGCUCGAGCUGUGUACGCACGGAGAGACACCAUACUUCUUGACGAUGUGUUCAGUGCGCUCGAUGCGAAUACCGAGGAAGCCAUCAACAGCCGUCUACUUGGUCGGCGUGGCUUACUCCGAGAGCUAGGGACCACGGUCAUCUUGGUCACUCAUUCAAAAAAAGCCACAGCCGCUGCUGACCACGUCUUGACGCUCUCACAAGAUGGCCGUGUCGCAUAUCAUGGGAGCCCAAGCCAACUACCUGAGACCGAGUUGUACGGCCUGCCAGAAGAACCUCGUAUCGACCACGCGGGCGCAGACCUUGUGUCAAAGCCAAAAACCAAAGCACCCAAAGGCACAUCCGCGGAAGACAAAGCAGAUCUGGCGAGAAGGACCGGAGACUGGUCGAUCUACAAGUUCUACUUCGGCAACUUUCAGAAGAGAUAUCUGGCCAUGUUCGUAGUCUGUUCUGUCGGCGCCGCUUUCAGCUCGAGGUUUUCUCAAAUCCUGUUGAAGUGGUGGACAGCGGACGAAGGCUCGAAUCCGAGCAUGUAUCUCUCGAUUUAUGCUCUGCUCGCUCUGGCUCAAACUUGCUUCAGCAAUUCCAACAUGUGGGUCGUCUUUUUGAAGAUGAUACCUGAUUCUGCAAUCAACAUGCACCGCACUCUUUUGGCGACAGUCGCAGGAGCUGCUUCAUCGGUAUUCUAUCAGACCGACGGUGGCGCUAUCCUGAACAGAUUCGCCCAGGACAUGUACUUGGUGGUUGGAGCGUUGCCUACCUCACUCAUCGCGACUGGAAAUACAUUUUGCGAGACAAUAGCUUCUUUGGCAAUGAUCUCGACCGGAGCAAGUUACAUGGGUAUCACGAUACCGUUCGUCAUAAUUGCGAUAUUCUUGAUACAAAAAGUAUAUCUCCAUACGUCGCGUCAACUGCGGCUGAUUGAAAUCGAGGCUCGAAGUCCGAUUUAUUCCCACUUCCUUGAGACACUCGAUGGCGUGGUCACGAUUCGUGCUUUCGGAUGGGAGGAAGAUGCUAAAGAGGCACACCUCAAACUGCUUGAUGUCGCCCAGUCUCCAUACUAUUUGCUGUCUUGCAUUCAGAGGUGGUUGAAGUUGGUCUUGGAUCUCAUUGUGGCGGCUCUUGCAGUCAUCGUUGUCGCUCUGGCAGCUUCUCAACGAGGCACGACUUCAGCAGGCUUACUUGGUGUGGCUUUGACCAACGUACUUGGAUUCAGUCAAUCGCUCACUCGUCUCGUCACCGAGUGGACAACUCUUGAGACAUCAUUGGGCGCUAUCUCACGUGUCCGCUCUUUCGCCGCAGACACGGAGCAAGAGAGUUUGCUUGAUAACACCAUGACUUCUACAGAUAUCGCGACCCAUGGAAAGGUCGUAUUCUCAGGAGCCUAUGCAAAGUAUACGGACGAACAUGGUUCUUACGAUCUCGACGACAUCAACUUUACAAUCCCACCCGGUACAAAGGUGGCGAUCUGCGGUCGCACAGGCAGUGGAAAGUCAAGUUUAAUGCUUGCACUCUUCCGUCUCCUCCCGCUCCGUCACGGUAGCAUCAGCGUAGAUGGAAUCGAUCUCAAGACAGUCGAUCCAGACCUCGUUCGUCGCAGUAUAAUCGCCAUUCCACAGCAACCUUUCCUCUUACCUGGCACAACAAGACAGAACUUGGAUCCCGAAAGCCAGUUCAGCGACACAGAUCUAAACUCUGCAUUAACCAAAGUUCGUCUUUUAGAUCUCGUCAAUGAACGUGGUGGAUUAGAUGCAGAAAUUGAUCAACAAACACUCAGUCAGGGCCAAGCACAAUUACUGUGUUUAGCCAGAGCUCUUUUGCGAAAGAGUAGACUAGUGGUCCUUGACGAAGCUACCAGCAGCCUUGACUCUAAUACUGACAGUCUUAUCCGUGAGGUUCUGCAUACCGAGUUUGCGGAUCGCACUGUUAUUUCGAUUGCACAUAGGGUGACGACGAUUAUCGAGUCAGAUAUGGUCAUCAUCAUGGAUGGCGGGCGCGUCUCUGCUAUUGGAGCACCGAGCGAACUCAGAACAUCAAACGGACACUUCAGGGAGCUCUGUGGAAUCUUGCAAAUGUGA
This is a messenger RNA of Aureobasidium subglaciale EXF-2481, 4341 nucleotides long. RefSeq lists its product as uncharacterized. Gene Ontology annotation, biological process: transmembrane transport. Lineage: Eukaryota; Fungi; Ascomycota; Dothideomycetes; Dothideales; Saccotheciaceae. The transcript has 5 exons. Gene Ontology annotation, cellular component: membrane. The record is from RefSeq and is a predicted model, not a curated record. The coding region runs from base 1 to 4341 and encodes 1446 amino acids. Gene Ontology annotation, molecular function: ATP binding; ABC-type transporter activity; ATP hydrolysis activity.